This is a messenger RNA of Carica papaya (papaya), 207 nucleotides long. Lineage: Eukaryota; Viridiplantae; Streptophyta; Magnoliopsida; Brassicales; Caricaceae. The record is from RefSeq and is a predicted model, not a curated record.
AUGGCAUCAAACGGGAAUGGCAGAUCUCUUCCUAGAUUUGGUGAGUGGGAUGUGAACGAUCCGGCUUCGGCUGAAGGCUUCACCGUGAUAUUCAGCAAGGCCAGAGAUGAUAAAAGGACUGGCGGGGUUGCCGCUAACUCAGUAUCUCAGAGGAAACAAGAUGAGAAACCCUUGAAAAAGUGGCUUUGUUUUACUAUUGCAUCAUGA